CUCUUCAAACAUGGCGGCCCUGGUGGGACGUAGAACCCUGGUGCAGCUCCUCAGACUGCAGGCGGCCGAGCGGGACGGUGCGGGCCGGCUGGGGGCGGCCUGCUCCGGGUCCAGACACUAUGUACUGUCCGGUAAAGCGGCCAACGCCUCUGCCCUGAACCGAACCGGACCCGCGAGCCGACAGUACAGCUCCGACUCCAAGGAUGACCUGCGAGUCCGGUACCUGGACGGAGAAGACGCCGGAAUUGUCGUUGUUGGGUUAAACCGACCAAAAGCCAAAAAUGCCAUCAGCAAGAAUCUGGUCAAAAUGAUGUAUGAGGCUGUGGAGGAUAUCAAAAAGAAUAACAAAGUGCGGAGCGUCAUCCUGUGCAGUUUAGCUCCUGGAAUCUUCUGUGCAGGUGCAGAUCUGAAGGAGAGGGCGAAGAUGCACCAAAGUGAAGUGGGGCCGUUUGUGUCCAAAGCCAGAGCGCUCAUCACAGAACUGGGUAACCUUCCUAUGCCGACAAUCGCUGCGAUUGAUGGAGCUGCUUUAGGAGGAGGCUUGGAAAUGGCUCUGGCUUGUGACAUCAGAAUUGCUGCUAACUCUGCCAAAAUGGGGUUGGUUGAGACCAAGCUUGCCAUCAUUCCUGGAGCAGGUGGGACGCAGCGUCUUCCCAGGGUGAUCGGCAUUCCUCAAGCGAAGGAGCUCAUUUUUGCCGCGAGGGCGGUGGACGGCGCCGAGGCGUGUCGCCUGGGCCUGGUCAACCACUCGGUGGAGCAGAACGACAGCGGGGAUGCGGCCUACCUUCGGGCCCUGGCGCUGGCCCGGGAGAUCAACCCUCAGGGUCCUAUUGCUAUCAGGAUGGCCAAACUGGCGAUUAACCAGGGGAUGGAGGUGGAUUUAUCAACUGGUCUGGCAAUAGAAGAGGCCUGUUAUGCCCAGGUGAUCCCCACUAAAGACCGUCUGGAGGGUUUGGCUGCGUUCAGAGAGAAGCGGCGUCCACACUACAAGGGCGAGUGAUGUACGCUCCUGCCCUCCUCCUCCUCUACCGCCGCUUUCCAACAUAUUUCGGGGUGAAAGUGUACACGUGGACGCUGUAACCUGUACAGUGGCCUGAAGGCACCACAUUCGGGCUGCUCUGGUGUGUAAAGCAGCCACUUCAAGGCUCCAGUAUUAAAUAGGUCGCCGGGUGAGUCGGGUAUCACAUAAGAUUUUUAAGAAAACCAAUCAAACUAACCACCGAUGGGCUGCUGCUUCUUUUAAAACAACU
This is a messenger RNA of Sphaeramia orbicularis (orbiculate cardinalfish), 1250 nucleotides long. It is a transcript of the gene auh, whose product is annotated as AU RNA binding protein/enoyl-CoA hydratase. Lineage: Eukaryota; Metazoa; Chordata; Actinopteri; Kurtiformes; Apogonidae. Bases 11 to 1000 code for a protein of 329 amino acids. The transcript has 10 exons. Gene Ontology annotation, biological process: fatty acid beta-oxidation. The record is from RefSeq and is a predicted model, not a curated record. Gene Ontology annotation, cellular component: mitochondrion. Gene Ontology annotation, molecular function: enoyl-CoA hydratase activity.